Neoarius graeffei (lesser salmon catfish) is the source of this 9612-nucleotide messenger RNA. RefSeq names its product clock circadian regulator a (gene clocka). Gene Ontology annotation, biological process: regulation of transcription by RNA polymerase II; circadian regulation of gene expression. The record is from RefSeq and is a predicted model, not a curated record. Bases 2823 to 5369 code for a protein of 848 amino acids. The transcript is spliced from 23 exons. Lineage: Eukaryota; Metazoa; Chordata; Actinopteri; Siluriformes; Ariidae. Gene Ontology annotation, molecular function: DNA-binding transcription factor activity, RNA polymerase II-specific; protein dimerization activity; E-box binding. Gene Ontology annotation, cellular component: nucleus; CLOCK-BMAL transcription complex; cytoplasm.
UUUACAGACUGUUGUAAAGAGAAAAGGGGAUGUCUCACAGUGGUAAACAUGGCCUUGUCCCAACUUUUUUGAGAUGUGGUGUUAUGAAAUUUAAAAUCACCUAAUUUUUCUCUUUAAAUGAUACAUUUUCUCAGUUUAAACAUUUGAUAUGUCAUCUAUGUUCUAUUCUGAAUAAAAUAUGGAAUUUUGAAACUUCCACAUCAUUGCAUCCCGUUUUUAUUUACAAUUUGUACUUUGUCCCAACUUUUUUGGAAUCGGGGUUGUAACUCUGGAACUGCGUUACAGCAAGAUGGCGAUGCAUGGAAAACACUCUGACUCUGCGUCAACCUCGGAGAGUUUUGACUUGCAGGGAUGUAAUUUGUGGUCGACAUUUGCGAAUAGAUCUGUGAAACAAAAGACGAAUAUAUCUUUUCUCUGUUACUGCUUUUGUGUUCUCAUUUCUUCCUCUGUAAGAUCAAAACAUUAGGUGUAUAACUCCAUACUCGCUACCGUGGAGUCGAGUCCAUGUAUUCUAAGGCUAAGAUAGCUAAGCACUAGCUAGAAUGAUUUAGUUAUCGGUCCUGAAAAAUGACAUAUCAUCUAAACUUGGUCUAUUUUCCAGUUGCACUCACUGGGCAGGCUUUCCUUUUCUUUUCCGCUGGCUUUUAGCUGACGGGAGAGCAGAGUCUGUCAUGUUUGGCCAUGCCAACUUGUUUUGGUUAAAAGAAUCAGAGUCACUUUUAUUGCCAGGUAUGUGAACACACACGAGGAAUUUGACUCCGGUUUCACUUGGCUCUUAGUACAAAUGGAUAAAAAAAAAAGCGUAGACAAAAACAAAACAAAAAGCUAUGCACAUGUAGAAGGGUAAAUAUAUGUAUAGACAAGGAUUUUUUUUUUUAAUCUUUUGGUGCAAAAUGGUGCAUAGUGCAAGGAUGACUUAGUAAAUAAUAAAUAUAGAGUGUGCACAGAAUGACGGUAUGAGUGUGCAGAUAUUUCACAAUUGAUGUUACUGAUAUUUGAGUCCGGUUUUAGCUGUUCAUCACAGAGACAGCCUGAGGGGAAAAAACUGUUCUUGUGUCUGGUUGUUUUUGCGUACAGUGUUCUGUAGCGUCUCCCAGAGGGGAGAAGUUUAAACAGUUUGUGACCAGGGUGUGAUGGGUCUGCAGAGAUGUUACCUGCCCGUUUCCUGACUCUGGACAGGUACAGGUCUUGGAUGGAGGGCAGGCUGACACCAAUAAUUUUCUCUGCAGACCUUAUUGUCCGUUGCAGUCUGUUCUUGUCCUGCUUGGUGACCGAUCCAAACCACACAGUGAUGGAAGAGCAGAGAACAGACUGAAUUACUACUGGCAGAGUAGAAUUGUGUCAGCAGCUCCUUAGGUGGUGUUUACAUUAGACCGUAUCAGCGGAUCAUCAGAUUAACGUUUUUAAAACGAUUCGCGUGCACACAGCAACGCCAAUACACGGAUACGCUCGGCUCCGCAGGCAUCCUGCGCUCCAAAUCACUCCGCCCUGAACAGCGAUUGCCCUCUGGAGGGUGUGCACUCCGGCCCUGCGCAGCUCACACAGCGCGCGAGUGAAGCGCACGAGCAGUGAUUCGGGACAAAUAGCAGGAAGUGAAAGUCCGCGCCGUUUUUCAGCAGUCGCGUCACAUGACCAACGUGGCAUGACCAACGCCAGCGAAUCAGGAAGGUGGAUGUCACAGUGACGUUGUCCAAUGACGACGUCAGCUAGAGCUCAGCACAGCGUAUCCUCGUUCCUCAAUGUUUACACAGCACCGGAUCAGAUACGUAAUGGAUUGAAUACGUGGGCCCUGGCGGAUUCAAGUUGUUCCGCCAAUGGAGUCGUUUCCCGGCGUUUUAAUGUGAACGGACAGUGCAUCCGCGACGAAAACGAGACGGAUACGGUCUAAUGUAAACACCACCUUAGACAGGUUGAGCUUCCUGAGCUGGUGCAGAAAAUACAACCUCUGCUGGGCCUUUUUGAUGAUAGUGACUGUGUUGGUCUCCCACUUCAGGUCCCGGGAGAUUGUGGAGCCCAAAAACCUGAAGGUUUCAACAGCAGUCACAGUGUUGUUGGUGAUGGGUGGCAGGGUGGGGGGGGGCUCCUCCUUAAGUCCACUGUCAUCUCCACAGUUUUGAGCGUGUUCAGCUCCAGAUUGUUCUGACCGCACCAACAGACCAGCCGUUCAACCUCCCGUCUGUAUUCAGACUCGUCACCGUCUCGGAUGAGGCCGAUGACCGUUGUGUCGUCUGCAAAAGGUGACGACACUAAUCUGAGGACCUAAGCAAAAAGGAAUCAUUUCUGAAGUCAUGACAUAAGAGGAUUUUGCUGCUGACAUGUGGUACAUCUGUGCUCACCCUCCCUGGAAAACAUUCACAUGCCACAGGGACCCACAGCACUCUUUUGAUCAUUUUAAACCACAGCCUCUCCGAUUUCUCUAAGCUCCCCUUAUGAAAAACUGACUCAAAUCCACACCGACUCCCAGCCCUAGUGGAUUGUGGUGGUCUUCAUCCUGAGACGAGCUUCUCAUUCUCACUUUGCACACAGGACUGGAGGUUGGUUUGGCUUCAGAAUGAAACCGAGGCUACGUUCAGACCCGGUAUCAACACCUAUCUCAGGUGAUCUGGUGAUCUGAUUACAAGUGGACAGCUGAGACGGAUAGCCGUGAACGCCCAUUUUCAUGCACCUCGAACGCUUCUCCAGUGACCAUUUGUGAUUGUACUUCUUGAAUAACAUAGCUGACUAGACGGUUCUUUAAAGUUACUGGCGAGGUUCCUGUACAAAUGUCUACCUCACGCUUAAAGCUCCUCUGUGUCCCAUUGCAGCCCUGAUCACACUUCAAAAUGACCUCUAGCAUAGACCGGGAUGACAGCAGUAUCUUUGAUGGUCUGAUGGAAGAAGAUGAAAAGGACAAAGCAAAACGAGUUUCCAGGAACAAGUCGGAAAAGAAGAGGCGAGACCAGUUCAAUGUGCUCAUCAAGGAACUGGGCACCAUGCUGCCUGGCAACACCCGCAAGAUGGACAAAUCCACCAUUCUACAGAAAAGCAUCGACUUCCUGCGCAAGCACAAAGAAAUUGCAGCACAGUCGGAGUCCAGUGAGAUUCGUCAGGACUGGAAGCCUCCGUUCCUCAGCAAUGAGGAGUUUACACAGCUGAUGUUAGAGGCCCUAGAUGGCUUCUUUCUAGCCAUUAUGACAGACGGCAACAUAAUCUACGUGUCUGAAAGUGUCACCUCUUUACUAGAGCAUUUACCAUCUGACCUGGUGGACCAGAACCUGUUGAAUUUUCUUCCACUGGGCGAGCACUCCGAAGUGUACAAAGCCCUCUCAACACACAUACUCGAAGGAGAGAGCCUCACACCAGACUACUUAAAGACAAAAAACCAAUUAGAGUUCUGCUGUCACAUGCUCCGGGGCACCAUCGACCCCAAAGAGCCUCCCGUCUAUGAGUAUGUCAAGUUUAUUGGAAACUUCAAGUCUCUCAACACUGUGCCUAACUCGACACGGAACGGCUUUGAAGGUGUGAUCCAGCGCUCGCUCAGGCCCUCGUUUGAAGACCGUGUAUGUUUCAUUGCCACUGUGAGGUUAGCCAAGCCUCAGUUUAUCAAGGAGAUGUGCACUGUGGAGGAACCCAAUGAGGAGUUCACUUCCAGACACAGCUUAGAAUGGAAAUUCCUUUUCCUGGACCACAGGGCGCCCCCUAUCAUAGGUUACCUGCCUUUUGAAGUUUUGGGCACGUCGGGGUAUGAUUACUAUCACGUCGAUGACUUGGAGACGCUUGCCAAGUGCCACGAACACUUGAUGCAGUAUGGGAAAGGGAAGUCGUGUUAUUAUCGGUUCUUGACCAAAGGCCAGCAGUGGAUUUGGCUGCAGACCCACUACUACAUCACCUACCACCAGUGGAACUCGCGGCCGGAGUUCAUCGUCUGCACACACACUGUUGUCAGCUAUGCUGAGGUUAGGGCUGAGCAGCGUAGAGAGCUGGGCAUUGAGGAGUCACCUCCUGAGAUCUCUGCAGACAAGUCUCAGGACUCGGGCUCUGAGUCUCAGUUGAACACCUCCAGCCUAAAGGAAGCACUGGAGCGCUUUGAUCAAAGUCGCACGCCCUCAGCCUCUUCCCGGAGCUCACGGAAGUCCUCCUCACACACCGCUGUAUCCGACCCCACCUCCACCCAGACAAAACUACAGGCAGAGCACAAUACACCGCCCCGCCAGUCUGUCUCUGCUAUUGAGGUGACUUCUCAGCGCCGAUCAUCCAUCAGCAGCCAGUCAAUGAGCUCUCAGAAUACAGGCCAGACGAUGGCACCUUGUCUGGUGUCUCAGCAGCUGCAGCCCACUGUGCAGCCAGUGCUGCAGUUCUCCACACAGCUGGAUGCCAUGCAGCACUUGAAGGAACAGCUGGAGCAGCGCACACGUAUGAUCGAGGCUAACAUCCAGAGGCAGCAGGAGGAGCUGCGUCAGAUUCAGGAAGAGCUGCAUAGGGUGCAAGGUCAAGGCUUACAGAUGUUUCUGCAGCAAGGUAGCAGUAGUCUGAACCUUGGCUCGGUGCAGUUAGCACAGGGUUCCUCGGUGCAGCCAGGCACUGCUCUGACCAUGCAGGGGGUGGUGGUGCCUGCAGGAAUCUUACAAGGCAACCUGGCAUCAACACAUACGGGCACACAGCAUUCUGUCACUCAGCAGACCCAGCCAGCUCAGCAGCAGCAGGGCAUUCUCCGAGAACAGAGUGGCGCACACACACAGUCUCAGAGGUCGUCCCACACACUGCAGUCUCCUCAAGGAGCCUUGCCUGCGUCUCUCUACAACACCAUGAUGAUUUCACAGCCUGGCCAGGCCAACGUUGUGCAGAUCUCCACCAGCUUAGCCCAGAACAGUCCGAGUGGAACCGCGGUCGCCACCUUCUCUCAGGACCGCCAGAUACGAUUCCCGACAACCCCUCAGCUCCUUACUAAAUUGGUGACGGGGCCUAUGGCAUGUGGUGCCGUCAUGGUGCCCACUACCAUGUUCAUGGGUCAGGUGGUGACACCAUUUGCCCCUCAGCAGAGUCAAAGUCAGACCAUCAGCAUUGGACAGCAAGCAGCCACACCCUCACAGGAGCAGCAAGGCCAGACGCAGGCUGGCACACAACCGCAGAGCCAGAACCAGACCCCACUUAGCCAGACUCAGUUCCUCCAAGCACCUCGUCUUCUUCAUGGGAAUCAGUCGGCGCAGCUGAUCCUCCAGGCAGCGUUUCCUCUCCAGCAGCAGAACGCCUUCACCACAACCACACAGCAGCAGCAGCAGGUGCAGCAGCAGCAACUCCAUCAGCAACAACAGCAGCUUCAGCACCAGCAGCAGCUGGCUUCUCAUAGGCCAGACAGCAUGUCGGACCGCUCCAAUGCCCCGCCUCAGUAACCCAGCAACAGCCAGUCGUGUGGCGAGGAUCAAAUCUGACCUCUGUUGUGCAGGGCGAUGAAGGAGGAGUAUUAGCAGUAUUCAGACUGUACCUGUUAUAUGGCGCAAAGCAAAAGGUGCUGUUGUGUCUCUGCGUCCUACAUGCCAUCCCUCACCAAGUUCUGGAUGCUUGCACUGAAUUCUGGGAAGUAUAGCCCACACUUGCUGAGCGGUUGGUAAGCUAGCAAGGGGAAACCCUUUGGUUUAUCUUUCACCACGCGUGUCAAGAUAAGAAGCAAAGCAAGUUGUGAGGUGGGCUGUCUUUCAUUCACACGUUCAUAUUAAUUUAUACAGAAAGCUCCAGUUUGUGGGCUGGAGGUGACGAUGCAAGACUUCAGAGAAGUCCUAUAGGACAAACGGCACCGCAUCCAUCGGUUCUCUCUUAUUCUCCUCCCUUCCCUGCUCUCUCACACCUUUUCAUCUUUGUGUUUUCCAUGUAAAAAAAAAAAAUUAAGGGUCAUAAAAUAUUUUCAUGUGGAUUCAGCUUUUAUUGUAUAGUACACCUGUAAAUUAAUAUGUAAAUAUACGUACAAAACAAAGAGAAACUAAUAUUUUAUAUUGAUGCAUGACAUGAAGAGUGUAGUCUGUUAUUUGUAGCUUUGAAUAUACUUUUCUUUUUUCCUAUGAAUACUAGAAAAAAAAAACAUGCAUACAUGGAUGAUGCCUUCACGGACUUCCUUUUUGCCGUGGGGUGUGUGUGUGUGUGUGUGUGUGUGUGUGUGUGUGUGUCUGUCUGUCGGCAGAGCAGGCAGCACUGGUUCUGCUUUGUGUGUCACAGUUUGUUUAAAAUGACACCUUCAUAUUUUCAUAACACUACUACCAAUAACUUGGGCGUUUUUACAUGUAACCAAGAUCCAUUUAUUAAUCUCUAAACUGUACAGAUAUUUUACGUGUGUAUGUGUGUGUGUGUGUGUGUGUGUGUAUCAGAGAGCACAGGCUGCGGAUUCAGAUGGAGAAGAUUUUUAAUAUAUUAUGGUAAAUGUGGAGUAUUUAACUCUGUAAUACAGCAUUAAUCAGGAGCUUUCAGGAAAGUUGACCAUGACGUACUCAGGUGUCAGGUGAGUGAGUUGCAUUAGUGUAUAUAUUAAUGUUUCAUGGCCACAUACUGUAAAAUAUAGGGUGUUUCAAAAAAUUUGAUAUCAUUUUACAAUCUAAUAACUUUGCCAAUUCUCGUUCAAUUGACCUCAAAUUUUAACAGCAUGUGUAGAAACGGGUCAAAAUUUUAUGUUUAAGGGGGCGUCGUGGCUCGGGUGGAUAGGGCGUCGUGCCGUGGAUCCGGGGACCCGGGUUCGAUUCUGACCCGAGGUCGUUUCCCGAUCCCUUCCCGUCUCUCUCCCGCUCAUUUCCUGUCUCUGCACUGUCCUGUCCAGUCCAGUAGGGGUGGAAAAAGCCCCAAAAAAAUCUUUAAAAAUAUAUAUAUAUUUUAUGUUUAAUGUUUUUAUCUUUUUAGGUAUAGAAAUGCCAUUCACUGGAAAAGAAAAGGCGUUGUAUAUGUUAGAGUACGCUCGAACAAGACUGUGCAGCAUGCAUUUAUGAGAGAAUUCUCUAAAAAUGCACCAACUGUAAUGCAGAUUUGGAGAUGGCACAAAAAGUUGACAGAGGAAGGCUGUCUGUGUCUCAGGCAUAUUGAACAUUUGUGAAAUCGUUCAUGGAAUCCACAUAGCUUUGAAUUUCUCAUUCAAAUUUUGAGGAAUAAAUCUUAUAUCGCUCAACAUUAUAGCCUGUUCAGUUUCAUUUGCCUCGACUACGUAGUUUCUGGGAUAUUUACAUCUCAAAUAAUAUCAAAUUUUUUGAAACACCCUGUAUAUUAACCCCCCAACGCGCACGCGCACACAGUGCCAAGCCAUAAUUUAAGCUAUAUUAAUUUUACAGUAAGAUGUAAGCUAUGAUGGAAUAAAUAUAUCACUGUAAUUUUAACCAACAUGAAAUUUAGCCUUACUUAACCAAACCUCGUUGUUGUUGUUGGUAAUUGUUCUUAGCACAAGAUCCUCUGUUUGCACGGGUUUAAGAGGUUGUUGUUGUUUUUUUCCGUCCCUCUGAAAUGUUCUUUGAUUUAGGUUGCGCUUGAGCAUACUAUAAGCAAAAUGGAGUCAGCUACUAUGAGAGAAAUCAGGAACGUACGGUGCAGGAUCUUCGGACAUCGAUGACCUUGUAUGUGUUGCUGUCUUUGGUACUGGACAUCCGAUUUUACUAACUCAUAAAUAUCCCAAAAAGAAAACAUUAGCACUUGUAUUUGAAUAGCACUUUAUAUUUAGGGCUCUGUGGAACUUUAAACCUAGAUAAGGUCUUAAUUAGUUGAAGAGUCCCAAAUGAAAUGGAAACAAACGUCUUCUUAAGUAGUGUCUUUCCAUCCUGACAGCUCUGUUCCAGCGCUACAGUAGUAGCAGUGAUGUUUAGCAGACGUGGCUGGACAAAUCAGUCUGUGGUUUGUUAUGGACUUAUCAUUUACUACGGUUAAUAAGAUGCAUCACUCAUCAUCAUGUAACAUUUUUUUUGUAAAAUACAAAAAAAAAAGUUGCAUAUUGCUACAAACUUAUGGCACAGUGGUUAGCGUGGCCACUUCACAGCUCCGGGGUCCUCAGUUUGAUCCUGAGGUUUUUCUUUUUUUUUUUAAAUUAUAUAAACUUUCAGUACGGAGCUUAAUGUGUUGUCCCUGUAUCCACAUGGGUUUCCUUUGGAGUUUCUGUUUUCCCCAUGCCUCCAGAAAACCUGCCAUACUGGAUACACUAAAUUACCCCGUGUGUGUGGUUUCCCAUUCCCAGUGUUCCUGGAAUAAGCUCCAGAUCCACAGUGAUUCCAGACCAGGGUAAAGUGUUUACUGAAGAGGACUGAGUAAAUGGAGGAGUGUUAGAAAAUCAACCCUUCAUGAAUUUAGUUUGUUUCUGGAGUAGAAGCUUUGAGUUUUCUCUUCUCCUGCUUGUACGUUAAACUAUCAUGAAUGUUCGGAAGGUUAUGUCUUUGCUUUGGUAUCAUUUACAAUGUAGACAAUCGCACAUUUCAGGAACCCAAAAAUUUGUUCAACCUUAGAUUUCUUUGAAUAAAGGAUAGCACUUAGAUACACUAUAUGGCCAAAAUUAUGUGGACACCUGACCAUCACACUCCUCUGUGGUUCUUCCUCAGAACUUUGCCACAAAGUUGGAAGCACACAAUUUUCCAGAAUGUGUUUGUAUCGGACACAUUGUAGUAUUACAGUUUCCCUUCACCAGAACUAAGAGGCCCAAACCUGGCUUGUCCGAGGUUGGACUGGAAGAAUUCGUGUUUCCUGGACAGAGCCCUGACCUCCUCACCCAACAUCAAUGCCUGAUUUCAGUAAUGCUUGUAUAGCUGAAUGAUCACAAAUCCCCACAGCAACAUUCCAAAAUCUAGUGGAAAUACUUUGCAGAAGUAUGAAUGUUAUUGUAACAGAAAAGGGGGACUAAAUCUGGAAUGGGAUGUUCAGCAAGUAUUACAUUACAGGCAUUUAGCAGAUGCUCCUAUCCAGAGUGUUGUACAACAGACCAGGAGCAGUUGGGGGUUAGGUGCCUUGCUCAAGGGCACUUCAGCCAUUCCUGCUGGUCCAGGGAAUUGAACAGACAACCUUUUGGUACCAAAGCUGCUUCUCUACCCAUUAGGCCAUGGAUUCCCCUUGUACAUAUGGAUGUGAUGGUCAGGUGUCCAUGUAGUGUACAUAGUCACCAGUUUGUCUUGUCUUGAAGUGAUCUUAUUGGUGUCUUGUGUGACAAAUCAAUUGAUUAAGUUUACCUUUCCAAGCAUGCAUGAUUUUUUUUUUUUUUCCUCCAGGGUAGAAACGGGUUGCGAUAAUUCAUACGUACCUCAUAUGAGACCUCAGUAUGGCAGCCCAGAACUGGUCCCAUGUUCCACUUUCUCAGGAUCUUUCUUCCUCCAGCUGUUCAGAGUGCUGGUCCAAUCACAUGUUCACAUUGCAGUAUCCAUCCGGUAGCACAGUUCUGCUAGCACUCAUCAUCUGAAUAUUGGUCUCUCCAAGGACGUCUAUUAAGCUGUUAGUGCGAGUGAAUCCAAAUUAAUUGGAUUGUCCAAGUUCACCAACAAAAACUGUUCUGAGAUAUUUUACAAACAAGAUUCUGUCAUGUUCUAGUGAUACGAGUACAAAAAAACCCCCCAAACUUCACUUGGUGCAAUACAAACUGAAUAUAAUGCAAUGUAAGCUGGAAGGUGUUAAUGAAGGCAACUGGACUUGCUUGAA